AAAUCGAAAAAUUUAAAAAUCCUCACGGGAAAUUCACCAAUAAAUUUUCUCUUUCUUUUUCUCUCACUUUCUCGCUCUAUAACUUGUUUGUUUUAAAUUUCUUCAAUCUAUGGUGGGAACUAAGAACCCUAACUCUUCGAUUCUCACCCUUCAGUGGUGGGGCAACAACAACAAAAUCACAACAAUCGCAAAACCCUAACCCUAGUUCUAAUUUUGCUACCAGGAUUUUUAUCCAUUUUUUUUUUUUGCCAUGGACUCCGAAAAGCUCUCCUCCGUUAACCCUAGGGCCACCACCGCGACCGCUACUACCGAAAAGCCUCCUCCGCCGCCGAUUCUCGAGCGGUUCAGGGCGCUGCUGAAGCAGCGAGACGAAGAGCUCAGGGCUUCAGCCGGAGGAGGAGUCGACGACGACGAUGAAAUCGACGAGAGCUUCGUCGUUCCGCCGCCGAGUUCCGAGGAAAUUGUGGAGCUCUACGAGAUGUUUUUGGGGGAGCUUACUUUCAAUUCGAAGCCAGUUAUUACGGAUCUCACGAUAAUCGCCGGCGAGCAGAAGGAGCACGGGAAAGGCAUCGCGGAUGCGAUUUGCGCUCGGAUUAUCGAGGUCCCAGUCGAGCAAAAACUUCCUUCACUAUAUCUUUUAGACAGUAUUGUCAAGAAUAUUGGCCGUGAUUAUGUAAGGCAUUUCUCUCCCCGUCUGCCUGAGGUUUUCUGUGAGGCAUACAGGCAAGUUCAGCCAAAUCAGUAUAAUUCUAUGCGACAUCUCUUUGGCACCUGGUCAGCAGUAUUUCCACCUUCUGUCCUUAAUAAGAUUGAGGCACAACUGCAAUUUUCUCCUUCAGUAAAUAAUCAAUCAUCUGUCUUGGCUACCAUGAGGGCUUCUGAAUCUCCACGACCAACACAUGGCAUUCAUGUUAACCCAAAGUACCUGCGUCAGUUGGAACAUUCAACCCUGGAUACUAAUAUUCGGCAUCCUAGAGGAACUUCAGCUUUAAAAAUGUAUGGUCAAAAACCUGCCAUUCCAUAUGAUGAGUUUGAUCCUGGUCAUGCAGAGGUUGUAUCCUCACAGGUUGGAGCCCAAAGAUUGAGCUCAACUGGAGAUGCAGGUCAUACACCUUUUGCCUUUGGGGCUAAUAAGGUGCAUCCACCUUCAACUGCCAGACUUGCAAGACCCUCUUCGCCUUCAAGAACUGGGCCUGAUAGGUCUUUAUCAUUAGCAGGUGAUGAAUUUGCUGCAGAAAAUUCUCCUAGAAGGUUUGUUGAUAGGGCCUCUCCAUCUCAUCCAUUUGAGUAUGGACUUGGUAGAGCAAUUGGUAGAGAUGAUGAAACAAGUGGCUGGCAGAGAAAACACUAUUCUGAUAAUAAUCAGAAAACUACUGCUGUAUACCACCUUGGUAAUGGACAUGAGCACCAAAGACCGAGAGCUUUAAUUGAUGCAUAUGGAAAUGACACAGGGAAGAGAUCUUAUAACAAUAAGCCUCUGCAGGUUCAACGCCUGGACACAAAUGAUAUAGACACUAAGGUCGCUCCAGCAUCAUGGCAGAAUACUGAAGAGGAAGAGUUUAAUUGGGAAGAUAUGAGCCCCAAUUUAGGAGACCGUGGUACAAGUAAUGAUUUCUUGUCAUCAGCUGUUCCACCAUUUGGUAGCUUUAGAACAAGGCCGGGUUUUGGAGUGCAGAGUGCUGCCCCUUUGGAGCCUGAUAAUAGGAGCAGUUGGUUGAGUCAGGCUCAGCUUCCUGCAGUUGAUGAUUCUUCUAUAAAUACUGAAGAUCCAGUCUCCUUAUCAAGUUUUGGUCGUGGAUCAACGCGGAAGAUAUCUGGAUUCCGAACUGAGAGAAAUCAGAUUCGGGAUUCUCGCUAUCCUCAGGAGGCCUGGAAUAUGCCUCCCCAUCUUGCCAAAGGAAGAGAGAGGAAUUUCCAUAUGCCCUUAUUGGCAAGCGGUACAUCUCCAUCAGAUUGUGAAAAAAUGUCUCCUCUUAUAGAUAAGCUUCCAGAUGCUGACCCACAAAUUUGCGGACCCCCUACAAUUACAUCAAGAAUUGGUCCUAGUCUUGACUCUUUUGGUGUAGAACCUCGGCCUGGUGUUGUACCCUCAUAUAUGGGGGUAAGACCUCCCCUAAAUGUGCAUAACUCUCACCCACCACAUCUGCUGCCUAAUUUUAUGCAGCAGAAACAUAUGAGGAGCCAAUUCCAGUCAAUAAAUACUAGCAAUACUGUCAAUAAUCUAGGUCCAAAUAGGUCUUUUUAUAUCCCUGAGCAGCAGAUGGAUGGUUUUGGAAACAAGGAGCUGAGUUCUACAAAGCUGCAACAAUUGCCCAGUCAGCAUGCAGGACUAAUUCCUCUAAGCCAGGCACAAGUCACUCCUUUACAGCCACAAUUUCUUCCAUCUCAGGAUGUGCAUCAAUCUGCAGCAGCUGUGUUGCCACCUCAUUUUCUGGCAGCCCCUUUGAAUCAUGGAUAUAACUCACGAGGGCACGGUGCCACUGUUAGUACAGGUCCAUCAAAUCCUGUACCUGGUGUACAGUUGAAUAUCCUAAACAGGCCUUUACAUUUACAGGGAGGCUCAUUGCCACCUCUACCUCCUGGCCCCCCUCCCGUGCCAUCACAAAUGAUGUCUCUCACACAAAAUGCUGUUCCCGGUGUCUCUAGUCAACAGCCGAGCACUGCAUUUCCUGGAUUGUUUGAUUCUCUCAUGGCUCAGGGUUUGAUCUCAUUGAACAAACAGGCUCAGGAUUCUGUAGGAGUUGAGUUUAAUGCGGACCUUCUCAAGGUGCGUCAUGAAUCUGCAAUAAAUGCCCUGUAUGCUGAUCUCCCCAGACAAUGCACAACCUGUGGCCUUAGAUUCAAAAGCCAAGAAGAGCACCGUAGUCAUAUGGAUUGGCAUGUAACUAAGAAUCGUAUGUCUAAAAACCGAAAGCAGAAGCCUUCUCGUAAGUGGUUUGUAAGUGUGAGUAUGUGGCUCAGUGGUGCAGAAGCAUUAGGAGCUGAAGCAGUUCCUGGGUUUUUACCUACUGAGACCGUUGUAGAAAAGAAGGAUGAUGAAGAAAUGGCUGUACCUGCUGAUGAAGAUCAGAAUGCAUGUGCAUUAUGUGGAGAGCCUUUUGAAGAGUUUUACAGUGAUGAGGCCGAAGAAUGGAUGUAUAAGGGGGCUAUUUACUCAAAUGCACCCAAUGGCUUGACAGUAGGCAUGGAUAGGUCUCAGUUAGGCCCAAUAGUGCAUGCUAAGUGCCGGUCUGAAUCUAGUGUGGUUUCCUCUGAAGAUUUUAGACAAGAAGAAGGGGGAAUUACUGCAGAGGGUAGUCAAAGAAAACGUAUGCGGAUUUAACUUAGCUAGAUCGACUUCUAUGUCAUCUGUAACAUAAUGUGAUUUUGUUCGUGUUAAUGGUAUGCUCUUAACUAAUUUUUACAGUAGCAUUGGAGGUCACAGUAUCUUGUACAUGUAUAGUUGUACUUGUAGCAUGCAACAUUGCGUUUUGCAGCAGAGGUUACAAAUUCUCUUGCAAUAUUACCUUUCUGGCAUUCUUUUUA
Molecule: messenger RNA, 3525 nt
Organism: Quercus robur (English oak)
Lineage: Eukaryota; Viridiplantae; Streptophyta; Magnoliopsida; Fagales; Fagaceae
Product: polyadenylation and cleavage factor homolog 4
Exons: 7
Coding region: 251-3322 (1023 amino acids)
Biological process (GO): termination of RNA polymerase II transcription
Cellular component (GO): mRNA cleavage factor complex; cytoplasm
Molecular function (GO): RNA polymerase II complex binding; mRNA binding
Source: RefSeq, a predicted model, not a curated record